CUAAACAAACCUGUUGCCAUUCACUUUUAGCAUGUCUGUGUACAAGACAUUUGCGCAUAAACAGGGUUUAUUAUAACACAAAACGAGUCGGCCAAACUGUUACACGUAUUCUUAGCUUUACUACUAACUCUUUACCUAGCUUAGCUAAGUGUUAGCAUUAGUUCCUUUUAGCCUGGUCGAUAAGAAGGCUACAAAUGAGUGCUUUCCGGUCGAGAGAUUCCACGAAAAACGCCAGGAACAAACCUCCAGUGAGCCACAGCAAAAAGCACAGAGGCUCCAGGACUAGUGUAGUGUUGGCCGAGAGGAACCAGGCGGUCGUGGCGGUUGGAGCCUGGGUAGAAGAUGGAGAGGAUUUCCUGGAGCACCCGUUUAAUCUUGCUUUGCAAACCGAGGAGCUGCAGGCGGAGAAGAGGAGGGAGAAUGAGGAGAGCCUCAGACGUUUUCAAGAAGAAGUACGCCACCGUGUGGCACAGCGGGCUCAAUUCUGCAAGAACAGACAGGUGACACCUGCCAGUAGAACCCCACAUUUUCAGGUCAGAACCCACCGUGAACCUGUUGGUGAGAAGCAACUCCUGAAGUCGAGUGAGGGAACGAGGCAAGUCAGACUCAGACUGGCUGCGUGUCGGCUGAUCCAACAGGAGGACUCGGCGUCAGACCUUCCUGGAGGACGCUGGAAAAUCUCCGCUGCCAGACAUAAACCUGAAUCUCGUGUGCUGAGAGCAGCGGGGGACGCACCGGGAGAGGAAGUAGAGGGAAAAGGAGAUGUUCCUCUUCUCAGUAGUCAACAUGAGUGUCCCCUCGUCCAACAGAAGGUGAGAUGCCAUGCAUCCGGGGAUUAUGAUCAAUCGCGGCCUGAUUCGGAUUUGGCCCGCACCCUCCCAGACCAGCAGGUUCAGAGGCCCGGGGCCGAGCACAGCUUCCUGAAAACACAGCGUCAGUCUCAGUUCCUGAUGCACCGCCGCCAGGCCAUGAGCUUAGAACGAGAGCUAGCCAAGGAGAACAAACUGCACAGGAACCACCUGAAGAGGACGGCCAGGAUCAAAGCAGAGAAAGAGCAGCUUCGAGUAGAGGAAGAGCGAAGGCUGGAGAGAGCUCGGCAGCUGGCCGAGGCCCGGCAGAGGAUGGAGCAGCGAGAGCAGCUGAUCCUGGAGCAACUGAGGCUGGAGGAGGAGGAGGGGAGGGCUCUGCAGCUGCACAGGACGAAGAGAAAAGGAAGAGGAAGAGAGGCUGCAAGGUUCGUGGACGCUCUCAGAGCUCAGCUGAAGGAGCGACUGUCUCAGGCCAAGCUGGAGCCGCCUCCUCUCUGCUGCUGCGCCUCCUCCUUCUGGGACUCCCACCCCGAAACCUGCGCCAACAACUGCGUCUUCCACAACAAUCCCAAAGCGUAUGCCCAGGCACUGCAUUCAACUAUGAGGAGUCUGGACUCACAGUAAAGCAGGCUGACCAUCCCUGAUGCCUGACAGAACUGGCCCCUUUAUGUCCAUUUAAAGGAGCAUUACAACAUUUUUGAAAAUGCACCAAAACUUAUUAAAGCGAGGAUCGCUUGUCGAUGUUGAUAUCAGCUGAUCACCAUUAGAUGGACUUCGGCUUUUGGUGCUGAUUAGCUACAUCUGCACAUCUGCAGUUUGAAUACCACUAUGCCCAAAGUAGUCUUACAAAGAUCUGUGUUUGGCUUCUAAAGGGCUGAAUGUUCUUUUUCUUUUUUUUUGUACUUUUACAAUUGGUUUGAAGCUAUUUAUUGAUUAUUGGAGAAUUUGUGAGUUGGCCUACUUUGUACAUGUGUACAUGUGCUGAUAUUAGAUAACCUAAUCACUAAAACUUCAGAGGGAGCUCGUCCUCGUGUAAAUUUACAUAUGUGCUUUUUGUAGUUUUGCUGUUUGUUUUGUGGAAUUUAUCAGAACUCGCUGAGAGUCAUAUUGACUUUCCCCAAAAGUAAUAAACUAAAAAAUCUGCAAUCUGAUUUGAGUUUGAAGUCUUGUAGUUCUCUGAACACCUGCCUAAAGAGUUAUAUGUUCCUUAUAAUCUGUCAAACACUACCUCCUCUGGCACUACAUAUGUGUAAGCAGUUAUAAUCAGUUGCCAUGUUUUCCUGUUUGCUAAACUAAUGUGA
Menidia menidia (Atlantic silverside) is the source of this 2110-nucleotide messenger RNA. The record is from the annotation of a GenBank genome assembly. Lineage: Eukaryota; Metazoa; Chordata; Actinopteri; Atheriniformes; Atherinopsidae.